GCUUUUGGAUCCCUUGCUUUGUGCAUUUUUUGCCACAUUUUUCGUAGGGUAAUUUAACAUUUGUUGAGUUUUUGGAUCGCUGUUACGAACUUUUGUGAUGUUGUGGAAUACGUCGACGGUCUGAAGUUUUUCGGCCUGGUUUGUAUCUUCUUUGGCGGAACUGUAGUUUUAAGGUUGGGCUUGAUGGUUUUGAUACCAAUUUUGAGUUGGUUUUUGUUGGCGUUGUAAUUGGAGACGUGGGAGCAGUGGUGAAUAGGUCGUUUCUUGUAGUAUUUUUAUGGUAAUGCGUUCGUUCGGGAGCGUGCUGUGAAUUCUUGAAUGCGCUCUUGGGUUUUCUCUUGAUCGGGGAGUUUUUACUUGAGAACAGGAAACUUGCGAAGAUGUCGAUGGUUUUCGCUCCCCGCCUAGCUGAAAGUGCGCCCACUUCGCAUGUAGGCGCUUCAUGGAGCCCUUACGACAACAACGGAGGGACAUGUGUGGCUAUAGCUGGAGCAGAUUACUGCGUGAUAGCAGCUGAUACGAGGAUGUCUACUGGGUUCAGUAUUUUAACCCGGGAUUAUUCGAAAAUUCAUCAUAUAACGGAGAAAUGCGUUCUGGCUUCAUCUGGAUUUCAAGCAGAUGUCAGAUCGCUCCAAAAAAAUUUAGAUGCUCGGCAUCAGAUUUAUCAGCACCAGCAUAGCAAGCAGAUGAGCUGUCCAGCAAUGGCGCAGCUACUUUCAAAUACUUUAUAUUACAAGCGAUUUUUUCCGUACUAUUCAUUCAACGUGCUUGGUGGCUUGGACAAUGAAGGUAAAGGUUGCGUCUACACAUAUGACGCUGUUGGUUCUUACGAGCGUUCGGGAUAUAGUUCUCAAGGUUCUGGUCAGACACUUAUCAUGCCCGUCCUGGACAAUCAGCUGAAGUCUGCUAGCCCUCUUGUCCUGCCACCAAGAGAGUCAUCGACUCCCCUUACUGAGAGCGAGGCCGUGGAUCUGAUCAAGGACACUUUUGCCUCUGCUGCUGAGCGUGACAUUUAUACUGGUGAUGGUGUGGAGAUUGUGAUCAUUAACAAGGAAGGGAUCAGAAGGGAAACAAUGGCCCUCAAGCGCGACUAGGCUUCAUGUACGAAAUCUCAGUUCUUCCCUGGUUGGAUUAGUAACAGCAGGAAGUGUGAAUCCUGAUAGCAAAGAAUGGACAAACCCAGACAAGAACUGACAAGUUCGAAGGUUUUAGGUCAUUUUCUUGGUAUAGAAAAUAUUUGGAAAUACCACCCACUGCAUAAUCCGUCACACGUACAACCCUGUUAAAUUACGAUGUUAAUUAGAGGAGUCUUCCCUGUCACAUAUUGGGGUUUCUGAUUUUGCCUUA
This is a messenger RNA of Physcomitrium patens, 1347 nucleotides long. Its product is annotated as proteasome subunit beta type-1. NCBI's taxonomy places the organism in Eukaryota, Viridiplantae, Streptophyta, Bryopsida, Funariales, Funariaceae. Gene Ontology annotation, cellular component: cytoplasm; proteasome core complex; nucleus. The record is from RefSeq and is a predicted model, not a curated record.